Messenger RNA from Penicillium psychrosexuale, 216 nucleotides. RefSeq lists its product as uncharacterized. The record is from RefSeq and is a predicted model, not a curated record. Bases 1 to 216 code for a protein of 71 amino acids. The transcript has a single exon. NCBI's taxonomy places the organism in Eukaryota, Fungi, Ascomycota, Eurotiomycetes, Eurotiales, Aspergillaceae.
AUGCGACAAGCAUUAUCACCAGACCCGGUCGUGUUUAACGACAGUCACCAAGCAUGGGCGAACAGUGAGGGAACGACCCUUCUGGAAACGCUUAAGACUCUGUCACAGGCUGUCCAAGAUCUCCAGAAAAGGGCCGAUACCCAAAGGAAGGAUAUCCGAGAUACAAAUAAGCUCAAGGACACACAGAAAGACCUCGAGGACACACAGAAGCCAUAG